This is a messenger RNA of Penicillium verhagenii, 3285 nucleotides long. RefSeq names its product GTPase-activating protein. Lineage: Eukaryota; Fungi; Ascomycota; Eurotiomycetes; Eurotiales; Aspergillaceae. The record is from RefSeq and is a predicted model, not a curated record. Bases 1 to 3285 code for a protein of 1094 amino acids. The transcript has 4 exons.
AUGAUACCAUGGUCAUCAUUCAUGCAAAAGGCUCAAUCACUGAUUGAUCCUGCGAACUUCAACAUUCCAUCCCUCUCCUCAUCCGACGACAAUCCCUCGAAAGCCUCUCUCUUCCGCCAACAGUUCCGCCUACCCGAUUCCCAAAAUCCCCUACAAGAGAUCACCGCUGAGCUCAUCCUUCCUCUCCCAAGCUCAUCUUCUGGCUCUGGAGAAUCGUCUCGUCGGGCUGACAAGGCAGGCAAUCGAUACACGGGCCGUUUACAUGUGAGCGAGCGGUUCAUCUGCUUCUCCACACAACCAACAAGCUUCUUGCCAUCGUCAACACUGAGUGCAUCCACUAGCUGGACUGGUCAGACGCACGGGACGGGGCCUUCUGGUAAUGGCUUCACUAUCCCCCUUUCAUGCAUUCGUCGUGUCGAACGACUGAACAGCGAGACAAAUAUCUUUACUCUGGCAUUGACGACAUGGAACGGCUUGUUGAGCAAGAAGAAGGAGGAGAACACAGGGAACCAGCGUCUUAUUCUGCAACUUAUUGGCAGCAGACAGGCCAGCGAACGGUUUUGCGACUGCUUGAAGAAGGGCUUACGGGAGGGUAUAAAGGAGGUCGACGGGCUGCGUGCUGUUGUGACAGACUGCUACUCGGAAUACUUGCUAUCUGGAGCCAAGCAAGCUGCCAAAGAGGGAAAUGAUCCCAAUGCACGUCAACCACCAGAUGCCGGAUUGGGUAUGCUCUUCCGCUAUCCUGGCGAUGCACGCAAGCUUCGAGACCGUAGCAAGAUGAGACUUUGGGUUGAAUAUUUCCGAGAAAACGGGCGCAAUGUGACUCUCGUUCGACAACCCACAUUUCACAAACUGAUUCGCGUUGGUUUGCCUAACCGCCUACGUGGAGAGGUUUGGGAGCUUUCUUCUGGCUCUCUAUUCUUGCGGGUUCGCUCGCCGAAACUUUACCAAGAAACAUUGGACAAAUUUGAAGGCCAGGAUUCGCUUGCGAUCGAUGAAAUUGAAAAGGACCUGAACAGAAGCUUACCAGAGUAUCCGGGAUACCAGAGUGAGGAGGGUAUUGGUCGUCUACGACGAGUUCUCACGGCAUAUAGUUGGACAAACGCGGAGAUUGGCUAUUGUCAAGCUAUGAACAUCGUUGUUGCCGCAUUGUUAAUAUAUAUGUCUGAGCAGCAGGCCUUUUUCCUGCUUUCUGUGCUUUGCGAUCGCCUUCUGCCCGGUUAUUAUUCCACCACCAUGUACGGCACACUACUUGACCAAAAGGUGUUCGAGUCCUUGGUGGAGAAGACAAUGCCCGUCCUCUGGGAACACCUGGCCAAAUUCGAUGUUCAGCUUUCUGUUGUCUCUCUGCCGUGGUUCCUUUCUCUUUACAUCAACUCGAUGCCCCUCGUCUUUGCAUUCCGCGUUCUGGACGUUUUCUUUCUAGAGGGUCCCAAGGUCUUGUUCCAAUCGUACUUUUCGCGUCUGGACGAAUCUGCACACCCGAAAUCAGAGAACCCAAAGCUUCGAGCCAUUACUAGAUUCCAGGAAUUGAUGGUUGUCGCUUUCAAGGAGUUCUCUGGCAUCACGCACAGCACAAUCAUAGAACAACGUGAUAAACACAAAGGUGCUGUGUUGGAGAAUAUCGAAAAUUUCGCCAAGCGCACCUCUAUCCGCAACCUUGGACCUGAGAGCAAGCGCCUCAGUGUGGAUGACCUCGGUACCAUCUACGACCGGUUCUACGAGACCCUGUAUCAUUGGCAACAACACCAAAAUAUGUUGGAAGAGGAGCGCAAACGACAACAAAAGAAGAAGUCCGAACGUUUCUCCAUUCUUGGCCCUCCUGCGGAUAGGGAGAUGGGUCGUGUUGGUCUUGGCCCCAGCCCUACUCAUAUGGAUUACGAUGCAUUCCGUGAAUUUUUGGCUGCAACUUCGAAAUGGGCUGUUUCCGACACACCAGCUUCCGCUCGAAAGGAUUCUGCCAAUAGUUACAACAGCUUCAAGGGUAACAAGUCGUUACUAUGGGCGAAUAGACGCCAGCCAGCCGAUCAUGAAUUCAUGCAACGUCUUUACAGGAAAUGGUCUACUGACCCCGAAGAAGGACUAAAUCUUCAAAAUGUUGUGACGGGUCUCGCACGGCUAAAAGGAUCCCCAGAUAUCAUGAACAACAUCAACUACUUUUUCGAUCUUUAUGAUGAUGAUGGCAAUGGACAAGUUGAUCGCGAGGGAAUCCUCAAGAUUUCAGAGGCCUUGCUUUUUCUAUCGCGUCGUGGUUUUGAGGGCAAGAUCACCGCUACUCAGUCUCAGGAUGAUAUGGACAGUCCCCAUCUAGAAAAGAACAGCCUUACCACGGAUGAAAGGUUCCUUGGAAGUGUGAGCGCAUUCAUCCGUCGCUGUUUCGAAUACGCCGAUCCUAGCCAUCCCGAAAACCAGAAGGCCGCCCAAGAUAAUGCCACCGCCGAAGUCACAACGGGGCUCGAUACCUUCACUAUUGGCGAUGAGGAAGAUUUGAUUGAUGUCGAUGGCGACUCUAGCACCAAACCCCCCUCUGGGACCAACGCUGAGACAGAAAGCAGUAAACAGAAUCGGCCCCGAUCUGAAUCUGCAAACCCUGCCUUGGACCCAAACAACCCACUUCACAUUACCCUCCCAACAUUCCGCAUGGUUGUUCUCGCCGACGAACUCCUAGAACAAUUCUUCGAGUCUUAUUUCCCCCAGUCCUUCCAUCUUUCCGACCACCCUCAUCCUGCUGCUCUUGCCGCAUCAUCAUCUCUUUCGUCAAACCUCACAACCUUCUCCAACAUUGGCAGCCCUCGUCCCUCUCAUCUCACCGCCACCUCUAGUGCUUCCGUCGCCGGUGCCUCGGGAGGAAUUGUGCCACCGAGCAAGGGCCUUCGCGGUGUUCUUGACAACAUUGUCACAGAUGGUAUCCGUAUGGCCGCCGAAGUUAAGAAGAGAAUGGAUGAUGCACAGCGCGAUCUCGAGCGUAGUGCACUCGGCCGGGAUGAAGACGAUGACGACGAAGAUGACGAUGAAUACCCACACCGUGGAGGUGCAUCUGCUUCCGUCAUGGCUGGUGGGAUCUCCAGCUGGGGUGCCGGCGCAUACGGUGCAGACACAGAGCGCCGUGGCGUCCGAGACGCGGAUCGUGAUCUACUUGAAGGAGCUGAGGUCGAAGCGUCUUCCCUGCUCGAUGGGAGAAUUGACGCCGAAUCGGGACCUACUAGUGGUAAGGCCAGCAAUACUUCUGCAACCGUGGACCAUGAUCCAAAGGUUGUUAGCAAAAUUGUUGAGUUUGAAUCAUGA